Molecule: messenger RNA, 4392 nt
Organism: Paramecium tetraurelia
Lineage: Eukaryota; Ciliophora; Oligohymenophorea; Peniculida; Parameciidae
Exons: 5
Biological process (GO): transmembrane transport
Cellular component (GO): membrane
Molecular function (GO): ATP binding; ATP hydrolysis activity; ABC-type transporter activity
Source: RefSeq, a predicted model, not a curated record
AUGAAUUCGAAUUUACAUUCCAACACUGACAAAUAAUUUAAGCAAUAAAGGCAGUGUAUUUCCAAAUAAGAUGGCUUAGUUAAUGAGAUUAGUGUCAUGACUCCUAAUUAUGGAGAAGUUGUAUGUCUUAAUUCUCAAAAAGCUCCAACAAAACGCUCUAUUCAAAUUGAAUCUACCAAUUAGCAACCUCAAAGGAAGGACUCUUCGAUAACAGAGAUAUUUCAGAAUGUAAUUAGUUUAAAAAAGGAAAAACAAAAAUAUAAAGAUUUCAGAAUAAAUUCAUAGUGUUCUAUAAAACCUGAAAACGAAGUUUAAUUCAACAAAAGAAGGGUAGUAAGUUUAGAGUGUGAAAAUAAUAUAAAAUCAGAAAUAUGUUCAAUUUCAAUUCCAAAAUCAGUAAAGUUGUUGAAAACCGAUCUACUUAAAGAUAAAAAAGAAGUCAAUACAAGAUAGGUAGUGAAAUCGAAAGACAGAUGCACGUUUAUAAAAGAAUUAUUUUUUAUCAGCACAAUUAAGACAAUAAUAACUAUUUAUAAAAACAUAAUAAAAUAUCACAAAACAGUCGAUAUCAAGAAUUUGCCACAAUUAUCUUCAUAGGAUUAGAUUGAAUUAUAUAGUGCAGAAUAUGUCAACUAGAUGAGAUAAGACUUGAAGGCCAAAGUAGAUUUUAGCUUUUACAACUUAUUUUUUUGGAAAUUUAAUUCAUGUUUUACUCUGACGAUGUUAAUAUUGGGAAUGAUUGAAUCUAAUUCUAACUUUAUCAUUUCACUGUUAUUGUUCAAUAUAAUUGAAAAUGUACAAAAUGGUAACAAAGAAGCAGCUCAAUUGAAUGCACUAUAUUUAACUUUUUUAUCAAUAAUUACAAUUAUUGGAAGACAUUAUUAAUAUAUAUAAUUGAGCAAAUUUGGAGGGAAACUUAGGUAAAUCUUGAUGUAUAUUUUGAUUGAGAAGAUUUCCACCUUGUCCAAUUCUUCAAUUUAGAAAUCAAACUCCGGUUCUAUCCUAAAUAUCAUAUGUAGUGACUUAUCCACUUUGGAAUGGUAAUACGGAUACAUCUAUUGUAUACCAAUUGUUCCAAUCUCGUUAUUGUGUUCUGGUUGGAUUUUGUGGCUCUAAUUUCAAGGACCAUAUGGUUUGAUGGCAGUGUUAAUUUGUGUGAUUACUUAUCCGACUCAGACAAUAAUCUAAAAGUGCAUUCAGUCUAUGAUAAAAUAGUUGAAAGAAUACUAAGAUUUAAGAUUGAAGUAGCAAACAAACUUUUUAGACAACAUUUAAACUAUCAAAAUGUAUUGUUGGUAAGAGACUGUAAGAUAAAUGAUAUUAAGGACGAGACUUCUGGAAUGGAAGAAACAUAUUUAAAUUUAAAUUUUAACUUUAAUAGACAGAUCUAUCAAUUAAUCAAUAAAUAUUUGGGGUUCCUUUUUAUUUCUAGUUAUCAUCUAUAACUUAGGAAUUCCAUUAAAUCUAUAGAAGGUUAUCUUAACUAUAUAAUUAAUGGCCUCCAUUAGGUAUUAUUGUGUACAUCAAGUUUCAUAUGGUUUAAAAGCAAUUAUCAAUUUGAAUGUUAUUUUUAAGAGAAUUAAGGACUUCGCAUAGAUUGAACCUCUUUUUGCUCAGAUUCUUGAGUUUCACAAUGAUCAUCCAAAUAUCAACGGUUAGAGUUAUCUUGAACUGUCAAGUAAUAAAGAGAUGAGUUAAUUCUCCUUGAUAAAAUUAUCUGAAAAAGCGAAUCAACAAACAAAGGCAAGUUUUCAGAUCUUGUAAGAUGAAGCUAUUUCGCUCCGUUCUGUAUACUGUUAUUGGGAACUGUAAAAAUAGCCUCUGUUAAAAAACAUUAAUUUUGCUGCCAAUAGAGGAUAAUUGAUAAGUGUUAUAGGUAAAACUGGAUCAGGGAAAACCACCUUCCUAUAGUUGAUACUAAAAGAGAUUCCGUACAUUUAGGGUCAAUUAGAAUUAGCAGACAAUUUGACUUUCGGGUAUGUAGAAUAAGAGCCCUUCAUAAAUCCAACUACAAUAAAGGACAACAUUUUAUUUGGGAGAGAAUACAAUAAAGAGUUAUUUAAUGAGGUUUUGAAAGCCUCUAAUUUUUUAACAGAUCUUAUUGAACUUCCAGAUUUGGAGAAUACAGUAAUUGGAGAUAAUGGAGCAACUCUUUCAGGGGGAUAAAGAGCUAGGUUAAGUUUAGCAAGAGCUCUAUAUGCUAUGCCAAGUGUAUAUUUAUUUGAUGAUCCACUCUCAGCUGUUGACACUAAAGUUGCCAAACACAUCUUUUCUAAAGCGAUCUAAUAAUUUAUAUUUUAAUAUUAGCCAACCAAAAGAAACAACCAUCCAAGUCCAAUAGUAAUUUUGACUACUCAUCAAUUAUCUUAUGCAUUGAAAUGUGAUUAUAUAGUUGUUUUGGAGGAUGGCCAAAUCAUAUGUCAAGGGAGGGCUAGCGAUAUUGGGUAGCAGAUAGAAAAGAUUUUAAAUGUUCAACCUGUAGAAAUAAACGAAAAUGCUUAGAAUAACAGAUAAUAAUUAUCGUUUGAUGAAAAAAAGAAAUCAAAUAAUUUCAAUUUAUUUUGUAAUCAAACGAAUCUUUUGACUCCUAAUGAACAAGUUAUAAAGACUAUUAAAAAGCUGAUAUUAUAUGUAACUACAUCUAAAUUGUUGUUAAUCUUAGCAUUGAAUAUAUUGACUGAAAUAAUCAGAAAUUUAUUUUAUAGAUUGCUUACUUUGAAUGCAGAUGAUGAAGGCAUCAGGAAAUAUGCCUUUUUGAUAUCGGUAUUGGUAAUAACUCAUUUGAUUAAUAACGUAUUGAAAUAUUCAAUUUGUAGUUACGUAAUCUUAGAUAUGAACAAUAAAAUAUUUUCAAAAUCAAUGUAGGCUCUGGCUCAUGGAAAAAAGUCAUUUUUUGAUAAAUAACCAAGUGGUAUAAUCAUCAAUAAGUACUCAACUGAUUUGUCUAUCUUGGAUAAUCAGAUGCCAAUAGUGUUGAUUGAUAUUUUUGAAGAUGGUUGUUAAUUUGUAGUGUCGCUUUUAAUGAUUGGAUUUCUUUAACCUUUCUUCUUUUUACCCAUACUGCUUACAUUGUUCUUGAGUUACGUUUUAUUUAAAACUGUGGUCCAGAUACUAUCACAAUUAAAGAUCAAUGAUUUAACUUAAAGAGCGCCUUAAUUGUCACAAUUUAAGAUAUACAUCCAAGGGCUGACUCAUUAUAGACUAUCCAAUUAAUUUAACCAAUUGAAGUAGAAGUUUUUUACACUUGCAAAUAAUAGUUUUCAAUCCAAUUACAUUUAUCAUUUGACUCAGAAAUGCUUUUCAUAAUAUGUAGAUUUGAUAGCUUUAUUUACAAAAACCUCAGGAACUUAUCUCAUAAUUGCAUUUAUUGAAGACAACUCCUUGUUUUCCCAAGCAUUACUAUUGUUAUAAUCAUUUCACUCCCAGAACACAUUGCUUAGACAAUUGAUGGAACUCAGUGGACUAUUCAAUUCAUAUGAGAGAUUAUUAGAUAUUUUUGAGAUUGAGAAGGAAAAGGAUGACGAUAAAGUUAGUACAAUAUUGCCACGUGCUUGGCCAAAGUAAGGAAGUAUUGUACUCAAGAAUUUAUCAUUGUAAUAUUAUGCCAAUUAAUAACCAGUCCUAAAAAAUAUUGAUCUAGAAAUUAAACCAGAAGAGAAGAUUGCAUUUGUUGGAAGGACAGGUGCUGGUAAAUCAUCAAUAAUAUCUGCAUUAUUCCGACUAGUCGACAUUGGCUCUGAGAGUUCGAUACUUAUAGAUGGUUGCAAUGUUAGGGAUUUAUCAUUAAAUCAAUUAAGGAGAGCCUUGGCUAUCAUACCAUAACAACCCCUUUUGUUUUAUGGAUCUAUCAAACAGAAUCUGGAUCCCCAAAAUUUAUAUACUGAUUCUGAUAUUUGGAAGGCCUUGUCAGAGGUCAAUCUAGAUGGCAUGAUUGAAUAAUAGAAACAGUUGUUGAAUUGUGAUAUCAUGGAUCUGAAUUUGUCAGCUGGCUAGAAGUAGUAAUUGUGUCUGGCUAGAGUAAUUUUGAUGAGAAGGAAAAUCCUGAUUCUUGAUGAAGCAUCUGCCAAUAUUGAUAUUUUGACAGAUCAGGCCAUUUAGGAUAUCAUUCGCUCUAAAUUCAUGGAUUGCACCAUACUCACAAUUGCGCAUCGACUGAAUACUAUUGCACAUUAUGAUAAGGUAAUAGUGUUAGAAAAUGGGGAAAUUGCAGAAUAGGGGAAUCCUUUUGAAUUGCUGAGUGAUGACUAUCAUGCGGAGAAUAUCAAUAAGAAAACUAAGUUUGCAGAGAUGGUACUUGAAACUGGAAAUAAGAAUGCUCAAUAGAUAUUUGGAAUGGCGAAAGAAUCUUAUUAUAUACAAUAGUUAAAAAAGAAAUAAAAAGCUAAAAUGUGA